CGCCUUGGAGACCGUUGGCAGGGGCGACGGCGGCAGCGGAGCUGGGCUGAGACGACGCAACUUUUUGUCUUUUUUGUCUUUUUUUUAUAAAAAUAAAACAAACAAGUAAAUAAAAGGAUUUAAAAUAACGUCUGGAAGGCGCGGCAGUUCGCAGUCCGGGUCAGGGAAUUAACUCUCUUUUUUUUGGGGGGUGGGGGUUUCGUUUUAACUCCGGAGCUUGUGACUUGUGCCCUGUCAACACUAAGCAGCUCCCCCGGCAGAGCGGCUCCGGGAGCGGGGGAAGAGACCCUUACAACCCCGCUCGGUAACGCAAGGUUUUGGGAGGACGGUCUAAAUAGCAGCGGGGUGGCUGAACGAUCCUCCCCGGCCGGGGCUCCGGACAGCCUCGGGGUGAGAGUGAUCCGGUCAGCCCGGAGCGGAGGGAGGCCCCCGGCGACACAAUGCUCGAAACCGCGGCCGAGCAUCAAGAUCCCCUUCUGAAAUGUAAAGCGGAGUCUCUGCCUCCCGAGAAGAGAAAGCGAACUGUGGAAGACUUCAGUAAAUUCUGCAGUUUUGUCUUGGCAUAUGCAGGGUACAUCCCGUCCACCAAAGAGGAAGGCCAGUGGACGCCGCCAAGCUCCAACACCCCUCACAAGCCAGCAGGGGGAGGCGCAGACGCAGGAGACGGCUGGGCUUCGGCCCGGUCCGACCUGCACACCAUCCAGACCUUUGUGCGCAAAGCCCGGGCCUCCAAAGGGAAGGGUCUGCGCCGGCUGCACUCGGACAGCUCCCUGCUGGACAAGAUGAGGCUGAAAGACUCCCUCUUCGACAGCAGCAGCAGCAGCACUGCCUCCUCGACGCCCAGGUCGGAAAAGAAGAAAGACAGGAAACUGAAGAAGCUUUCCCUGGGCUCUGCCACCUUAGCAACAGCAGGGGGCGCCACCAGCGCGGGCCAGGAGAAGCGAUCCCGCAUCAAGCGUAGCAAAAACCCCAAAGCCACCAAGACCCUGAAGAAAUUAAAGAGCGCCCCCCCGAGCGAGACGGACUCGGAGGGGAGAGCCAAGGAGGGGGGGGCGCCCAGCCUGGGGUCGGGGUUCCUGGAGAGCCUGGGUCUGAGCGGGCCGGGCGGGCGGGAGGGCUUUGGGGAGCAGCAGCCGAAUCACAGCAAGGAGACGGGGUUUGCAGAGGUGCUGGGGGGGGAGUCAACCCGUGAUGCGGACGCCAGCUCCAGCGAGGGAGAGACCUGGAUUGCUGACGAAGAUAUCAUGGUGGAGUCAGGUGACGACUCCUGGGACCUGAUCACCUGUUACUGCCGGAAACCCUUCGCAGGACGGCCCAUGAUCGAAUGCAAUCAGUGUGGCAUCUGGGUGCACCUCUCCUGCGCCAAGAUCAAGAAGUCCAGCGUGCCCGACAUCUUCUACUGCCACAAGUGCAAAGACACGCGGCUCGACCACCGCUCCGGGCACAAGAGAGAGCCGGAGAGGGUCUGAAUCUGCACCUCCCUCGCUCCCUAAACACACGAACACCAGCCAUUUCGCUAGGAGCUGCCUGGGAGCCUGGUUCUGAAGCAGGCAGAGUUUUGAAUGUAAAGUGCGAUUUUCCUUUUUUUUUUUUUUUUUUUUUUUUUUUUUUUUGAAAACCAGAAGGCUUCUAAACUGGAAACGAGGUAUAAUAGGCGCUGGAAUCCAAGCUUGAACUGGGUUGUGAUGUGGCCAUUUACCCUUCAAAGAAAAAUAGUCUUUAGCUUGAUGCUGGAAACAUUAAUCACACUGAGGAAGGCAUUCGCCAAAACCAUUUGGUUACUGGUCCUUCCUGCUUCGAUAGGUUAGUUCAACCAGUGAUGAAUUUCGCUUUCCCAGAAGUAUUGUCUCUGUCUUUACAAUUUGAAGUUAUCAGUUAAGAAUGUCUUUAAAUCUCUGCCUGAUUUUUUUUUUUUUUUUUUUUUUUUUGUGUGUGUGAAGGUAAGCUCUUUCAAAAUGAUCUAGUAAU
Messenger RNA from Polyodon spathula (Mississippi paddlefish), 1968 nucleotides. Its product is annotated as PHD finger protein 23B-like. The transcript is spliced from 5 exons. NCBI's taxonomy places the organism in Eukaryota, Metazoa, Chordata, Actinopteri, Acipenseriformes, Polyodontidae. Bases 441 to 1469 code for a protein of 342 amino acids. Gene Ontology annotation, biological process: negative regulation of autophagosome maturation; negative regulation of autophagosome assembly; positive regulation of protein ubiquitination. The record is from RefSeq and is a predicted model, not a curated record.